Messenger RNA from Kazachstania africana CBS 2517, 4662 nucleotides. Its product is annotated as pleiotropic drug resistance family ABC transporter. The coding region runs from base 1 to 4662 and encodes 1553 amino acids. Gene Ontology annotation, molecular function: ABC-type transporter activity; ATP hydrolysis activity; ATP binding. Gene Ontology annotation, cellular component: membrane. The transcript has a single exon. Gene Ontology annotation, biological process: xenobiotic detoxification by transmembrane export across the plasma membrane. Lineage: Eukaryota; Fungi; Ascomycota; Saccharomycetes; Saccharomycetales; Saccharomycetaceae. The record is from RefSeq and is a predicted model, not a curated record.
AUGUCAAUUCCAAUUAGUAUGGAAUUCAAUAAUUCUGGUGACACUUCAUCUGUAGAUAGUCAUCAAAGUUCUAGUCCGUCCGAGACUCAAAACGAAGCAGAACGUUACAUGGGUUUCGAUGAAAAAACGCAGGAACAAAUCAAAAAAUUAGCAGAAACCUUUACACAAGCUAGUAUAGCCAAUGCAGCAUCCGCUAAGCAAAGUCCAUUGGAUGUGGAGUCUGAUGCUUCUGAUACACAUUCAGUGUUUACUAUAGGAUCUCAGCGACGUGGAAUCAACCCAAUUGUCACUGAUCCUAAUUCACAAGAUUACGAUCCGGCACUGGAUCCUCAAAAUGAUAAAUUCAGUAGUAGAGCAUGGGUAAAAAAUCUAGCGAACCUUUCACAUAUGAAUCCUGACUACUAUAAACCAUAUUCUAUUGGAUGUGCAUGGAAAAAUUUGACUGCUUCAGGUGAUUCUGCUGACGUUUCGUAUCAAUCGACAGUCGCAAAUUUACCGGUAAAGCUACUUGGCAAGCUUUACCGUCGUUGUCGCAAGACUAGGGAGUCUGAUACAUUUCAGAUUCUGAAACGUAUGGACGGUUGUAUUAAGCCUGGGGAGCUGUUAGUUGUCCUUGGGAGACCAGGUUCUGGUUGCACUACCUUAUUAAAAUCCAUAUCUUCCAAUACACACGGUUUUAAGAUAUCUAAGGAUACGUCAAUAUCUUACAGUGGGCUAACACCAAAGGAGAUUAAAAAACAUUAUAGAGGUGACGUUGUCUAUCAGGCAGAGUCUGAUAUUCAUCUUCCACAUUUAACUGUGUAUCAGACACUAGUGACUGUCUCAAGAUUAAAAACCCCUCAGAAUAGAUUUGAAGGUACAGGUAGAGAAGAAUUUGCAAAUCACCUCACAGAUGUAGCAAUGGCAACUUACGGUUUAUUGCAAACAAGAAAUACAAAAGUAGGGAAUGAAUAUGUAAGGGGUGUCUCUGGUGGUGAAAGAAAAAGAGUCUCAAUUGCUGAAGUGUGGAUCUGUGGGUCAAAAUUUCAAUGUUGGGAUAAUGCCACGAGAGGUUUAGACGCCGCUACUGCAUUAGAAUUUGUACGUGCUUUAAAGACACAAGCUGAAAUUGCCAACACAGCAGCUACAGUGGCCAUUUACCAAUGUUCCCAAGAUGCAUACGAUUUGUUUGAUAAAGUAUGUGUCUUGUACGAGGGCUAUCAAAUUUAUUUUGGUUCUGCAAAGAGAGCCAAACAAUAUUUCAUCGAUAUGGGGUACGUCUGCCCGGCUCGUCAAACUACUGCUGAUUUCUUGACUUCGAUAACGAGUCCAGCAGAAAGAAUUGUAAAUCAAGAUUUUGUAAACCAAGGUAAGAAUGUCCCACAGACCCCCAAAGAAAUGAAUGAUUACUGGAUGUCAGCCCAAGAAUACAAAUAUUUAAUGGGUGAUGUUGACCUCGCCUUACAUGAAAGUAACGUAGAAUUUAAGGAGGAAAUAAUGGAGGCACAUAUAGCUGAACAAUCGAAAAGAUUAAGGAAGGGUUCACCAUAUGUUGUAAACUAUGGAAUGCAGAUAAAAUAUUUGUUAAUAAGAAAUGUCUGGAGAAUGGUAAAUAGUCCAAGUGUGACUAUGUUUCAAGUAUUUGGUAAUUCUGCGAUGGCUUUCAUCUUGGGAUCAAUGUUCUAUAAGGUCAUGCUACAUACGUCAACUGACACGUUCUAUUAUCGUGGUGCAGCUAUGUUUUUUGCUAUUUUGUUUAAUUCAUUUCAAUCGCUACUGGAAAUUUUCAAGUUAUACGAAGCUAGACCAAUUACAGAAAAGCACAGAACAUAUGCCUUAUACCAUCCUAGUGCCGAUGCAUUUGCAUCUGUCAUUUCUGAAAUACCUCCUAAACUAGCAACUGCAAUAAUGUUUAAUAUUGUUUUUUAUUUCUUGGUUGAUUUUCGUCGGAACGGUGGCGUCUUCUUCUUCUAUUUUCUGGUUAGUAUAGUGUCUGUCUUUGUCAUGUCACAUAUAUUCCGUUGUGUAGGCUCAAUGACGAAGACCCUUCAAGAAGCUAUGGUCCCAGCCUCAAUAUUAUUACUUGCUAUGUCCAUGUAUAUUGGUUUUGUGAUUCCAGAAACGAAGAUGCUACGCUGGUCCAAGUGGAUCUGGUAUAUUAAUCCAUUAUCUUAUUUAUUUGAAUCCUUGAUGGUGAACGAAUUUCACGGCGUAUGGUACCCAUGUAGCACUUUUAUUCCAAGAGGACCCUCAUACGUAAAUGCUACAGGUACCGAAAGAGUAUGUGCAGUAGUGGGUGCCAUUCCUGGCUAUACAAAAGUUCUAGGUGACGAUUAUUUGAGCGGAAGCUACAACUAUCAACAUAAGCAUAAAUGGAGAGGGUUUGGUAUUGGGAUUGGUUACAUUGUCUUUUUCUUGAUAGUGUACUUGAUUUUAUGUGAAUAUAAUGAAGGUGCUAAGCAAAAAGGUGAGAUGCUUAUUAUGCCACACAAAGUCGUUAGGCGUUUGAGACAUAAGGGUCAAAUUAAUGAUAGAAAUAGCAACAAUAAGCACAAUGAUGAAGAGCAAUUGGCAUAUUCUAAUGAAUCAACCCUUUCAAAUACCAAGGUUUUAAGUGAAUCACUAUUUGAACAUUCCUCUGAGAAUACAAAAUAUAAUGAAACUUUAAGUUCCUCCAAUUCAUUCUCGGGAGAAAUUGCAAAUGAUGAGGACAACGUUGGAAUUUCGAAGUCUGAAGCUAUUUUUCACUGGAGAGAUCUUUGUUAUGACGUACAGAUUAAGAGUGAAACAAGACGUCUGCUAAACAACGUGGAUGGUUGGGUUAAGCCCGGCACGUUAACCGCCUUAAUGGGUGCCUCUGGUGCUGGUAAGACCACAUUGUUAGAUUGUCUUGCCGAGAGAGUCACAAUGGGUGUGAUUACUGGUAAUAUUUUUGUGGAUGGACGUCUACGUGACGAGUCGUUCCCCAGGUCCAUUGGUUACUGCCAGCAACAGGAUUUACAUUUGAAGACUGCUACUGUUAGAGAGUCAUUAAGGUUUUCGGCUUAUUUACGUCAACCAGCGUCUGUGACAAAAGAGGAAAAGGACCAUUACGUCGAACAAGUUAUCAAGAUUCUGGAAAUGGAGACGUAUGCAGAUGCAGUUGUUGGUGUUCCGGGAGAGGGUUUGAAUGUCGAGCAGAGAAAGAGAUUGACUAUUGGUGUUGAACUUGCUGCUAAGCCAAAACUGCUAGUUUUCCUAGAUGAACCGACAUCUGGUUUGGAUUCACAAACAGCAUGGGCUACAUGCCAAUUGAUGAGAAAACUAGCCAACCAUGGUCAGGCCAUUCUUUGUACUAUCCACCAACCUUCUGCUAUUUUGAUGCAAGAAUUUGACCGUCUGUUAUUUUUGCAGAAAGGUGGUAAGACUGUUUAUUUUGGAGAUUUAGGUAAGGGCUGUAAGACAAUGAUUGAGUACUUCGAAAAGCAUGGAGCACAAGCAUGUCCACCGGAUGCUAAUCCAGCUGAAUGGAUGUUAGAGGUGAUUGGUGCAGCACCGGGAUCUCACGCAUUACAGGACUACUAUGAUGUUUGGAUCAAUUCUGAAGAAUAUAAAGCGGUUCAUAGGGAAUUAGAUCGUAUGGAGAAAGAAUUACCUCUAAAGACAAAAGAGGCCGAGUCUGAGGAAAAGAAGGAAUUCGCAACCAAUAUUUUCCAUCAGUUUAUUUUGGUCUCCAUUCGUUUAUUUGAACAGUACUGGAGAUCUCCUGAAUAUUUGUGGUCUAAAUUUAUUCUAACUGUCCUUAACCAAUUGUUUAUUGGGUUUACCUUUUUUAAGGCAGAUCAUUCUCUGCAAGGCUUGCAAAACCAAAUGCUUUCGGUUUUCAUGUAUACUGUCAUAUUGCUACCAAUGAUUCAGCAAUAUUUACCUACCUACGUUUCUCAAAGAGAUUUGUAUGAAGCAAGAGAACGUCCAUCAAGAACAUUUUCAUGGAAAGCAUUCUUUUGUGCUCAAAUAGUAGUCGAGAUUCCAUGGAAUAUCCUAGCUGGGACAUUGGCAUUUAUAAUCUACUAUUAUGAAAUUGGAUUCUAUAUUAACGCGUCUGAGGCAAACCAAUUACAUGAAAGAGGGGCAUUAUUUUGGUUAAUCACAACUGCGUUCUACACUUACAUUGGAUCUAUGGCUAUCGGUUGCAUUUCCUUCUUGGAAAUUGCAGAUAAUGCUGCUCAUUUAUCUAUAUUGCUAUUUGCCAUGGCAUUGUCUUUCUGUGGUGUUAUGGUACAAAAAUCUUACCUUCCAAGAUUUUGGAUUUUCAUGUACAGAGUAUCACCCGUUACAUACUUGAUUGAUGCUUUGCUGUCCGUAGGUGUUGCAAAUGUCGACGUAAGAUGUGCCUCUUAUGAAUAUGUGGUAUUUACGCCCCCUUCCGGCAUGACAUGUGGACAGUAUAUGGAACCAUAUCUACUUCUUGCAGGAACAGGUUACCUGGCUGACACAAACGCGACGACUGAGUGUCAGUUUUGCGAGUAUUCUAGGACUAAUGACUAUUUGAAACUAGUUGGCUCUUCGUAUGGUAGAAGAUGGAGAAACUAUGGUAUCUUUAUAUGUUUCAUUGUAUUUAAUUAUGCUUUCGCCAUCUUCGCAUAUUGGCUCGCUAGAGUUCCAAAGAGAACUGGCCAGAUAUCGCAGGUUUCGAAAAAAUAA